GUAGAGUUAAGUUAAGACUUCACUUUCAUUUCUCUCUCUCUCUCUCUACUCGAAUUGUGAUGGGAAUGACUGUAAAUUUGGAUAUGGAAUGAGGGAGGAAGAUGGUGGUCAAAUCUAAUGCAAAAUGGAUAGCUUUCUUUGUCAUCAUAUUAUCAUUUGUAUCUCUCUUUCAACACUUGUUUCUUGCUAGGUUUUCAGCUCUUAGUUUGCUUGACUAUGCAUCAUUGUCAAAAUCCGGAGAUGAUUUUCAUUCCAUUUCAAGGAAAAAGAAAAGGAAAAUUCAUAAUGGUAAAUGGGGAGAAGGGGUUAUAAAGCAUCUACAAUCUUCACAUACUAAUCUCCAGCCUCAAAGUCUAAACAUCGAUCAUGGAGACUAUGUCAAUAAUACCAACAAUGUGUUCCAUGAUGGGAAUAUAUUUCAAGAAGAUUACAAAGAAAUGAAAAAGAGCUUCAAAAUAUAUAUCUAUCCCCACAAGCAAAAUGACCCUUAUGCAAAUGCUCUCUUGCCAGUGGAUUUUGAGCCUGGGGGUAACUAUGCCAGUGAAAGUUACUUCAAGAAGCUCCUCUUUAACAGCCAGUUCAUCACCAAGAAUCCGAACGAGGCCGAUCUCUUCUUCUUGCCCUUCUCGAUUGCGCGGUUGAGACAUGACACCAGAGUUGGUGUAGGAGGCAUACAAAAUUUCAUCAGGGAUUACAUAACAAAUGUCAGUCAGAAGUACUCUUACUGGAAUAGGACAGAUGGGGGUGACCACUUCUAUGUUGCUUGUCAUUCCAUUGGAAGAUCAGCUAUGGAGAAAACAGGCGAAGCGAAAUUUAAUGUAAUUCAAGUUGUAUGCUCAUCAAGCUAUUUCCUAGCUGGGUACAUUUCUCACAAGGAUGCCUGUCUUCCUCAAAUUUGGCCAAGGAAAGGAGACCCUCCUAAUCUUCUUUCAUCCAAUAGAAAAAGGCUUGCAUUUUUCGCCGGAGGAAUAAAUUCGCCGGUUCGAGUAAAGCUUCUUCAGGUGUGGAGAAAUGACUCAGAGAUCUUUGCACACUAUGGUAGGCUUAAAACACCCUAUGCUGAUGAGCUCCUUGGGAGCAAGUUCUGUCUCCAUGUUAAAGGGUUUGAAGUAAACACAGCUCGGAUUGCGGAUUCACUCUACUAUGGUUGUGUUCCAGUUAUAAUUGCCAACCACUAUGAUCUACCUUUCACUGACAUAUUGAAUUGGAAAACCUUCUCAGUCAUUGUUCCCACUCUAGACAUUCCUUUGCUCAAAGAAGUCCUUAAAAAGAUCAGUUCUGAUGAAUAUUUGAGGUUACAAAGCAAUGUGUUGAAGGUGAGAAAACACUUCCAAUGGCAUCUUAAACCUAUUGACUAUGAUGCUUUUCACAUGGUUAUGUAUGAGCUUUGGCUUCGUCGAAGUUUCUUGAGAGUUCCUUCGAAUUAUUAAACAAUUGGAUUGAUUAUAUGUUUUCAUUUCUAGA
This is a messenger RNA of Humulus lupulus (European hop), 1464 nucleotides long. RefSeq names its product probable glycosyltransferase At5g03795. Gene Ontology annotation, molecular function: glycosyltransferase activity. NCBI's taxonomy places the organism in Eukaryota, Viridiplantae, Streptophyta, Magnoliopsida, Rosales, Cannabaceae. Bases 102 to 1430 code for a protein of 442 amino acids. The record is from RefSeq and is a predicted model, not a curated record. The transcript is spliced from 5 exons.